Messenger RNA from Pleuronectes platessa (European plaice), 3913 nucleotides. RefSeq names its product alkB homolog 8, tRNA methyltransferase (gene alkbh8). Gene Ontology annotation, cellular component: nucleus; cytoplasm. The record is from RefSeq and is a predicted model, not a curated record. The transcript is spliced from 12 exons. Lineage: Eukaryota; Metazoa; Chordata; Actinopteri; Pleuronectiformes; Pleuronectidae. Gene Ontology annotation, molecular function: tRNA binding; S-adenosylmethionine-dependent methyltransferase activity; 2-oxoglutarate-dependent dioxygenase activity. Gene Ontology annotation, biological process: tRNA wobble uridine modification. Bases 5 to 2224 code for a protein of 739 amino acids.
GACCAUGGACGGUGGUGAAGAAAACAACGUGAAGGCCGUGAGAAGAAGCAAAGAGGAGAAGAAAGUUCUCCGAAAACAAAUCAAAACGAGUCACACUUUGCUGAAACAUGAAGGCAUCAACACGACGCCACAGCCUAACAAGAGUUUGGUGGUGGCUAACGGCGGCCUGGGGAACGGCGUCAGUCGAGAGGAGCUUUCUGCUGCUCUGAAGGAGAUGGGGGAGAUGGAGUCCCUGAUGAUGCCUCCGCACAAGCCGUAUGCUUUUGUCACGUACAGGUCUGAGGAGAGUGCUCGCAAAGCCCUCGUCCACCUCAACGGACACAAGCUGCAGUGUGGAGACAACGGUGUCACACUCUACCUCGGUUAUGUCAACUCAGUGAACUGUGAGGAGGAGAAGGCUGCUCCUUUGCCGGAGGGAUUAGUCUUAGUGGAAGAUUUUGUUUCUCCAGAGGAAGAGGCCCUGUUGCUUGCUGCUAUAGACUGGUCAUCUACAAAUGAUGAUGUCACCGCUCAGAAAUCUCUGAAGCACAGAAGAGUCAAACAUUAUGGUUUUGAAUUUCGGUACGACAACAACAACGUGGAUAAGGACAAUCCAUUACCUGCAGGUCUUCCUGAGGAGUGUCUGCCUGUUCUGGAGCGCUGUGUGAGGAACGGACACAUCAACUUCAUGCCGGACCAACUGACCAUCAACCAGUAUGAGUCUGGACAAGGAAUCCCUCCUCAUGUGGACACGCACUCUGCCUUUGAGGACACCAUCCUGUCUCUGAGCCUCGGGGCAAAGACGGUGAUGGAGUUCCGUCAUCCUGAUGGUCGUCUCGUUCCUGUGGUGUUGCCCGGGCAGAGCCUCCUGGUGAUGAAGGGCGAGAGCAGAUACCUCUGGACCCACGGGAUCACUCCUCGGAAGUUUGACAUGGUGCCAGUCUGCGACCCACAAUCCUCUGCUCAUUCAGAGUCCGACAUCGGGAGCAACAGCAACCUUACAUUAAGCAAAAGGGGCACACGCACUUCCUUCACUUUCCGCAAGAUCAGACAUGACCCGUGCCGCUGUGCUUUUCCCUCGACCUGUGACAGUCGGGGAGCUCUCUCGACACCCUCGCCUUCCCCGCCGACCGCCCCUUCCCUUCCCUGUUGCCAUGCCGACGCAGCCCGUCUGGAGGAGGUGUACGUGCACCGGGUGUACGACGCCAUCGCCUCCCACUUCAGCAGCACCCGCCACUCCCCAUGGCCUCGCGUUUGCCACUUCCUGUCCUCGCUCCCGCCCGGCAGCGUGCUGGCUGAUGUGGGCUGUGGAAAUGGAAAAUACCUGGGUGUUAACCCGGAGGUGAUAGCGGUUGGCUCUGACCGCAGCAGUGCCCUGGUCCAGAUCUGUGCAGAGAGAGGUUUCCAGGCGUUUGUAUCUGACGCUCUCAGUGUCCCCCUGAGAACGGCCUCCUGUGAUGCCUGCAUCUCCAUCGCCGUCAUCCACCACUUUUCCACACAGGAACGUCGGCUGGCAGCAGUGAGGGAGCUGGUGAGACUUCUGAAGCCUGGAGGUCAAGCGCUCAUCUACGUUUGGGCUUUCGAACAAGAGCACAACAAGCAGAGGUCAAAGUACCUCAAAGGUCAGAACAUAGGGCAACCGGGGAACCUCAGCCCAGUCAACAGCCCAGCAGAAGACAGACAGGAGCCUUGUGUAGAAGACGGCGACAGAUCUGUUGACAGCAUGCAAGAUGUUAGCAAAGUGACUGAUGGCAAACUAAGUGUUCACACCAACCGCACCGCCUUCAACACCCAGGAUCUUUUGGUUCCCUGGCAUCUGAAGGAGGGGAAGAAACGAGGGGAGGAAGAAUCCAAAAAGGAUGGGAAGCAAAACAAAAGGAAGGAGACGUCCAGAAAGACUCCAGGUGACUUUUGUUCACCCUCAAGUUUGAGUUUCAAGCCCAAAUCGGACUCUAACAGUGCAUCAAGCCCAGGUUCUGACCCCAACAUGUCCUCUGGAUCGGGUCCUGACGCCAGCGAUGCCACUCACGCCCCUGACUCUGAACCUAGUGGUAACACCACACAGACAUCCAGUUCACCUCUGAAGCCCGAGUCUGAGAGCGGCCCAGCACCCGUCUUCCACCGCUAUUACCACGUUUUCCAGCAGGGGGAGCUUGAGCAGAUGUGUGGUCAUGUGGCUGGAGUCAAGGUGCAGAGCAGCUACCACGAUCAGGGCAACUGGUGCCUUAUAUUAGAGAAAGCCUGAGGGAGACACUUGCGUCAUUUAACAAUACAUGAACUCUACAAUGAACCACAUAAAUAAAUAAAUUGUUAAAACUCAUCUGUUUUAAUUGUAACAAGAAGAAUAAGGAGGAAAGUGCUGUAAAAUAAAAAAUGCAAGGGUUUGAUAUAAUGUUGUCAUUGUUGUGGUCUUCCAGCAUAAUUUUUUGACAAUGGGUCAAGUUGGAACCUUAUAAGGUCACAAAGAAAUAGAAUAGAGGUUAUAUUUUUUGUCAGCAGGAUUACGCAAAAACAGAUUUCCACGAAACCUAGGUGGAAGUUUGGAACAUGGGCCAAGAAAGAACCCAUUAAUUAAAUUUAAAAUCCAUGCACAAUUCUUGACUCAGUAAGGUGCUCAUUAAAGUCAUUCCUUGUUUACUGUUAGCUUUAUAGCUUUGAGCAAAAUCACAUCAUUGAAUAUAUUUUUGAAAACUUCCAUUUUUAACCUAAGAAUAAUUCUUAAAUUGUCAUGUUUAUUGUUAUUAAGUGAUUCAUUUAUUAAAGAAACACUGAUGAGAGGACAGGGGAACUUCAAGGGCCAUCAGAUUUGACCUGGGGCAAUCUUGAUUUAAAAGAUUAGUCACCUUUAGGGAACUGAUAUACGUGUUUGAACAAUUUGGUGCAGCUUCAUUGAAUUUAAGCGACAUGUUGGACCUUGGUGAAGGUGUGUGGUCUACUGACUGCCAUUGUAGUGUUGCAGAUCGCAUUAUUUUUGUCCCACUCCUUGAUCUUGAACCAUGCAGCUGCUGCUCUAAACACAGUUUUAUAACCAACUUCAAGCUCAACUUAAAACCUGGAGGCACAAGGGAUCCUCUGACAUAGAAGAGUUUGUAGAGUUAUUUAUUUGUAAAGGUAAGACUGAACAAUGACUUCAUCACACAUGCUCAUGCUACAUCCUAUUUACAAGUAUUUACCAGAUAGCUGUGUAGACAGAGUGAACUGUGGGAUAAUGGGGUAUUGAUGACGGUGGAGUGGAGCCUGAUAAUUAGUUAUUGUUCCUCUGUGGCAGGUUUGGUAAUGGGUCAGCGGCUCCUGGUAAAUUACCCCAGUGGCUCCUCAAUCCUCUGUGACAACAACACACAAACACACACACUCUCAGACAGGAGACAGUUUGGUGGUUGUUAUUGACAGUGGUUUAUUGAUUAAGGUGAAGCAGACAUUGUGUACGUGUGAGAGACUUCUUUUGUAGUAUCACGCACAAUAGUGUGUGUGUGAGUGUGCAGAAGUGUUACUCUGCCUGUCUGCAGAUUUGUGCCUGGCAUUUGGGAGAUAAUUAAAAUUUAAAGGUGUGCCUCUCCCAGGGGGAGCCCAUUGAUUCGACAGAAUAAAAGACAUUUAUAUUCUUCAGCUAUCAUGAGUCAGGAGACAUUUAUACUGAAAAUAACGUGUAUCUUCUCUCUCCCUGAUGGAUUCCUGAUAUGUGAGAUGUGCUCUGUUGAACGGGGGGUAAUUACAGGGUGAGAUGUAACGUCAUAAAGUCAGUCAUGUUGUUUCAACAUUUGGUCUGGAGUUGUUUUUCAAGAAUAGGGCUUGGUCCAAUAUAGGAGUUCUUUAAUGAUGCAAAUUUGUAUUUAUUUUUGAAAAUAAAAGAAAUCAAUAAAAAAUCUGGUGCAUCAGCCUAUGUUAAAAAAUAUGUAAUAAGUUAAACAUCAAUAAAGUAUAAAAUGUAAAAACA